Zeugodacus cucurbitae (melon fly) is the source of this 3753-nucleotide messenger RNA. RefSeq lists its product as uncharacterized. The coding region runs from base 146 to 3751 and encodes 1201 amino acids. NCBI's taxonomy places the organism in Eukaryota, Metazoa, Arthropoda, Insecta, Diptera, Tephritidae. The transcript has 11 exons. The record is from RefSeq and is a predicted model, not a curated record.
ACUGUUAAAAUAAAAGUCAGUAAAAAGAAGUUACACAGAAAAAUAAUUGCGAAUAUUAAAAAUAAUAAUAAAUCAACAAUUUAAGUAAGCUUUACAUCUGUAGCUUUGCAUUAAAUUAGAUUAAAUAAAUAACUAUAAAAGAAAAAUGACGUCGAGAGAAAGCAUUUUCACAAAAUCACCGACCUGUUUGAUGGACAUAACGGAAGCGAUAGAAAAAAUUGAAAUAUUAAUUGCAAGAAAAAUACUGAGUUCUAAGCUGUUUUAUGAUAUGUUAUUGGGAUUUCGAGUUUUAGAGGAGGCACUACAACAUAAACAAACGGCAGCUUACCAGCUGGUCAUAACUUGGGUUGGCCUAUUUUUGAAAAUUCAGUCCAAUAUUACAAAUCAACAUGAUGGAAUUCGGAGACAAUUUGAAAAAGUGGUGCCUUCCGCAGUUACAUACAUUAUUGGUUGCUUGCAAUACAAAGCAAAGGUUAUGAUCUCCUAUCACUAUCAAUUACUGAAAAUGAUACAUGAGAUAUUGCUUAACCUACGACCGGGAGUUCUCGAAAAGUUGGCUACAUUCGAAACGGGUGUAAUCGCGUGCGUUUGGUUUCCCAUUGGAUUUGUUGGUGAUUUCAACACACAAUUGUUAGCAUUGCGUUUAUUAGCCAUGUUAUUAAAAUGUGUAGACUCUACACGACUCCAAAGCGAACUCAACAGUAUUCGUUGCGCAGAUAGAUCAAUUUUAAAAGAUAAAUUAACUGCUGCUAUAGCUGUUGCCAAUUUUCAAACGGCAAAAUUUGAAAACACUGCAAGGGACCUGUUGAACACUUAUAAUAUGCAUUUGGCCAAAAAUAUUCUAGUUUAUUCAUUUCGUUGUAAAUCAUUCAAGUUCGAAGACAAUACAAAAUUUUUCAAGCCUUUGAAUGCAGAACAUUUUUGGAUAGACUUUAAUUACUGUCCGCGUACCCUCUCAUUCAAUGGCCGAUGUCAAACAAAUACAAAAGCAAUAUAUAUAAAUUGUUCUGUGAGCCUACAAAUUACUAAGUUAUCACUCAAUAACUUAACACUCAACGUGCAAUUUCAAGCACCAGCACAAAUUCAUAAGGAAUCAGGUGAUAUACGCGAUAUAAAUCAAGUUACAACAGCUCAAAUCAUUAUACCAAGGGACGAAGCUAUGCGUCUGUUGGAAAACAAAUUUAUUUUGAAAUACUUCAAUGAAUCCCAACUUACGAAUGUGCAAAACAAUAAAACAUCAUCAUUUGCGAGACCACUUAAUAUAUCUACACCACUUUCAAGUACUGAGUAUACCGAAAAGACGAUUGGUGACAAAACAAACAUAACACCGUUGUAUAAUUCAACAGAUAGUACGAGGAAUAAUUAUCCCAACAUAGAUAAUAAGGAAAAUAUUUCACCUAAAAAGAGAAAUGAAAGGAAAAAUGAACCGCAUAUACCAAUUAAACGAAGUAAACCUUGUUUGGACACACAAAGUGGAACAUCUAAUAAGAAAACAAGUUCAAAACAAUUUCAGAAAAGUUAUGAGAUUUUAAUAGGCCCAACUAAGAGUAACAAUGACAACUCCAACAAAAUGAGCAAAGUCAACAAAACAAAUAGCGAAAUUGCCAAAUCCAUUGAUAAAACAAAUUAUCGAUUGCCGCAUUUAUCAAAUUUGGAAAAUGAAUUUGAUAAUGAAGUGUCGAAGAACACACGUAGUCGUAGUUGUCGCAGAAAAAUAGUAAACUACUCAACGUCCGCUUCGGAAUCACAACUUACUUCACAAGAGCCUAAAAUCGCUUCGAAACAAAAUGUUAAACAACAGCGGAAACGUUUCUUUAAAACUCAGCUCGCUGACGACACUGACAAUGAAUAUAUUCCCAACAAAACAAAACGAAUGUCUCGACCACGAACUAACAGAAAUACCAAGCAAAAAAAUUCCAAUAUUUCUACAAAGCAGUUGAAAAAAAUCAAUGAAGUUAAGCCUAUGUUAUAUACGAAUCAAGAAUUAAGUAAAAGUAAUGCUGAAGAAACUAUCACUAAUUUACCAAAUAUUACAAACGGAGCAGCGUUAUCCAACUUAAGUACGAAUGUUUAUGAAGACCUCACCGUAAGUGAUGCGGAGCCAGGACAAUCAUAUCGUAACUUUAGAAUACGCCGAAAUCCGUUUAGUGAUGAGAAUGCUAACAGCGAAGUAAAACGAUCUCGAAAUGCAGUACCACGUAGUAUUAAAAGAAAGGGUACAAAUCUGGACUUGAGCCCUACCAAACAUAGAUUAAAGGAAGCGUUGGACCCAUUUGAUGCAGCGAAAGCUUUGCCGAUUAGUCAACCACAUAUUCAAAAUUCGAAAAAAUCAGUAUUUAAAAAUAAAAAUCAAACUGUUUAUUCAGCGGAUAUAGAAAUAUGCUCGUCGAUACCGGAAAACUUAGCCGAUGCUGUCGUACGUACAUGUACUGCCUAUAAUACUGAGACACGCAAUGAAAAAAAUGUUACGAAAUCAAACAAUAUUGAAAAAAAUGAAUGUACAACAUCCAAAAUGUGCGUUGAAAAAGAUUUGAAUAUUGAUGAAUUAAAAAAAAUUCAAAUCUGCAACAAUUUGUCUGUUCCAGCAAAUGGCGUUAAUGUAAAUGUAGCACAAGUUGAUGACAUACAAGAUUGCCGUCAGGAUGUAAGCCAAAAUGGUAUUAAUAACAUAUGUGACUAUGACGAGUUCAGUGAUUUCCCGACUUUUUCCCCACUAAUUGAUAUCACAAAUAUAUCAUUUUCGCCUGAAUAUGAAACGAAUAAAGAUUUAGCUUAUAAAAGAACGCAACCGGUUAACAUUGAUUUGGCACUGCCAACUACACCAAAAUCUCCAGUAAAAAUAGAUAAAGCAAACAAAUUGGCAUCGGCGACAAGCAUAAUAUAUUGUUCGCGAUCUGAAAACGAUAGUGACAGUGACAGUGAGCAAUCCAUCAUUUCGUAUAACAACGGAGAAGUAUCUACGUCUCAACCUUUAGAGGCGCCUUUUAAACCAAGGCAACAUUUGUUCUUAACGCCACAAUUACCAUUAGAAAAUUUUCGAAAAACCACCAGCGUUACCAAAUGUCAAGUUACCACAACAGGCACGUCGGUAAUCACACAGCAAGACAGUUUUAUUCAUCAACGAAAAUUCGUCGUAAAUUUAGCAGCUUCAACGAAUGCUCCACUCAAUCUCUCAAAGACCAACUCGUUGGUUACUGCUACAACUACAUCUAAGACCAUAGUAGAAGAAAAGAACGAAGUCAAUGUGAAUAGUUCCAUUCAAAGAAACCGUAAUUUUAACGCACCAACACCGAAAGCACUCCUUCAAGAGUCCACGGAUAUGAUUACGACUUAUAAGAAAAACUUAAAUCUACACUUGGAUCAAAUUGAGACCGGUUCAAAUUCGGCUAAUGUAUAUAUUGAAAAAAUUUGUAAUAUUGGUGAGAGUAUGAUAAAUGAAAUCGAACGCGAACGAAAAUCACUAUGGGAGCUAGAAGCUAACGCCGAACGACUCGCACGUCAACUAGGUUGGCAAUAUGAAGCUUAUCAGCGAAAACACCAACAAUUUCAAUGUUUUAAACAAAAUAUUGACGAUCUUUUACGUAUUUUAAGUAAUAUAAACUUGUCGGCAGAAAUUGAAUAUGAUGCAAAACACAAAAUCGAGAAACUGCAACAAACAUCCAAGUUUAUAACUACACAAGAAUGGCGCAAUUUUGUAAACGAAAGCACUGAAAAUUUACUUAAAGAUAUUUCCUCAUUAUCCAAUUUAUAAGU